Molecule: messenger RNA, 2473 nt
Organism: Indicator indicator
Lineage: Eukaryota; Metazoa; Chordata; Aves; Piciformes; Indicatoridae
Gene: IVNS1ABP
Product: influenza virus NS1A binding protein
Exons: 15
Coding region: 310-2235 (641 amino acids)
Molecular function (GO): protein binding
Source: RefSeq, a predicted model, not a curated record
UUUCAAUAUGAACAAUAUCGUCUGCUCUGAGAGGCACCAGAUUAUGAUGCAUGAUUAUCACAGAAGAAAUUCAUGUCUAUAGCUCUUAAGGACUUUAUUACAUCAUCUUCAAGCCUGAUAGUUUUGGAAUCCAUAUUGUAGCCGCAAGACCCACGUCUGCUAUUGCAUUUCAACAAACAUCUUCCCUGUCAGAAGAUACUGCAACUGAAGUUAAAAAUCUGUUUUAACACAGUGAUACCAUUGGAUUAAUUUCAGAUCCUCCAGUUAAAAAUUAACAGUGAUAUAUUUGCCAGUCAGACCAACACCAAAAUGAUUCCUAAUGGGUAUUUGAUGUUUGAGGAUGAAAACUUCAUUGAAUCAUCUGUUGCCAAACUAAAUGCCUUACGUAAAAGCGGUCAGUUCUGCGAUGUCCGUCUCCAGGUAUGUGGCCAUGAGAUGUUGGCACAUCGAGCUGUGUUAGCUUGCUGCAGCCCCUACCUGUUUGAAAUCUUCAACAGUGAUAGUGAUUCUCAUGGGAUCUCCCACGUGAAAUUUGAUGAUCUCAACCCAGAGGCUGUUGAAGUUCUGCUCAAUUACGCCUAUACUGCUCAGUUAAAAGCUGAUAAAGAAUUGGUGAAGGAUGUAUACUCCGCAGCAAAGAAGCUGAAGAUGGAGAGAGUUAAGCAGGUCUGUGGUGACUAUUUGCUCUCCAAGAUGGAUGUUCAGAGCUGCAUCUCUUACCGGAACUUUGCAAGUUGUAUGGGAGACUUGCGUUUGUUGAACAAGAUCGAUGGCUACAUUCAGGAACACCUUUUGCAGAUUUCAGAACAGGAAGAAUUCCUCAAACUUCCACGGCUAAAGCUUGAAGUCAUGCUGGAAGACAAUGUUGGCCUACCCAGCAAUGGCAAAUUGUACACAAAGGUAAUCAACUGGGUCCAACGCAGUAUCUGGGAAAACGGAGACAGCCUGGAAGAGCUCAUGGAAGAGGUUCAAACGCUGUACUACUCAGCUGAUCACAAGCUGCUUGAUGGAAAUCUGCUAGAUGGACAGGCUGAGGUGUAUGGCAGUGAUGAUGACCACAUUCAGUUUGUGCAGAAGAAGCCACCACGUGAGAAUGAUCACAAGCAGAUCAGUAGCAGCUCCUCUGGAAGCCUUUCUCCAAAUGCUACUGCUCAGAGUCCUAAACAUGACUGGAAAAUCAUUGCUUCAGAGAAGACGUCGAGUAACACCUACCUGUGUCUGGCUGUUCUGGAUGGUGUGCUGUGUGUGAUAUUCCUGCAUGGCCGCAACAGCCCCCAGAGCUCUCCCACGAGCACACCACGACUGCUGAAGAGCCUGAGCUUUGAGCUCCAACCAGAUGACAUCAUUGAGAAGCCCAUGUCUCCCAUGCAGUACGCUCGCUCGGGGCUUGGCACUGCUGAGCUCAGUGGCAAGCUCAUCGCUGCAGGUGGCUACAACAGGGAGGAGUGUUUGCGCACAGUGGAGUGCUAUGACCCGCAGAAGGACACCUGGACCUUCCUUGCACCAAUGAGGACACCAAGAGCUCGGUUCCAGAUGGCAGUUUUGAUGGGGCAGCUGUAUGUGGUGGGCGGGUCAAAUGGCCACUCAGAUGACCUGAGCUGUGGAGAGAUGUACGAGCCAGAGAUAGAUGACUGGACUCCUGUUCCAGAGCUGAGGACCAACCGCUGCAACGCAGGAGUCUGUGCCCUGAAUGGGAAGCUGUACAUUGUUGGUGGCUCAGAUCCUUACGGCCAAAAGGGACUGAAGAACUGUGACGUGUUUGAUCCUGUUACAAAGUCCUGGACGAGCUGUGCCCCCCUCAAUAUCCGGAGACACCAGUCUGCAGUGUGUGAGCUGGGGGGGUACCUGUACAUCAUUGGAGGAGCGGAGUCCUGGAAUUGCCUGAGCAGUGUGGAGCGCUACAACCCAGAGAACAACACCUGGACCCUGAUGGCACCCAUGAACGUGGCUCGGCGAGGAGCUGGGGUGGCAGUUCGUGACGGCAAACUCUUUGUGGGUGGUGGCUUCGAUGGCUCCCACGCAGUGAGUUGUGUGGAGAUGUAUGACCCUGCUCGCAAUGAGUGGAAGAUGAUGGGAAGCAUGACCACCCCCAGGAGCAAUGCUGGCAUCACCACGGUGGCAAACACUAUUUAUGCUGUCGGGGGGUUUGAUGGCAAUGAAUUCCUGAACACAGUUGAAGUCUACAAUCCAGAGGCCAAUGAGUGGAGUCCGUACACAAAAAUUCUCAAGUUCUAAGUGAAUUAAAUUGCCCUUUUCAAACUAACAGGCUUAGUGAUGUAAUUGUGUUUUCAGUAGAGGUACAGAUGUGAAUAGGGGUGGGGAGAGGGCAGAGAGGUUGCCAACAGCAACACAGAGCUUUUGCAUAUUGCAUAUUAAUGUGUUGUACAUAUUUGUUUUGGAGAGAAUACCAAGAUGCAGGGGGGCUGUGUAUUUUAGGACUUUGUGCUGGGGGUUGGGGGGGCUGUGUUUCAUU